CCUCGAGAGGGAGCCAGGAACAGAGGUGAGGUCGAGGGGGCAGCGGUAGGUAGAGGGGUGCUGGCUGAGGGGCGGAACCUUUUCUGCGCGGGAGAAGCAGCCGGUUUGAUAGAAGUUGUAGGCCUGAGAGGCGCCGGGGGAGGGGGGUGUAGUCCGUGGCUGUUCUCCUGUCGCUCCGUCAGUCAGUCAGGACUGACUUCUCCUCCUCCUUUUGCCCUUCCUGGCUGGAUAUCCUUCGCCGUGACUUUGAAAGAGUGGGGAUCCCUCCCUGGCAACUUCAGGGCGAAAAAGAACUCGGAUUGUGGAGUUUCUUGCUGGGAGAAGAACUGAUCUUUCCUGAAGCGUUCUUCUGUUGUUCUUUACAACUGUGUAGCUUGCACCCAAAAAGAGAAGCAAAAGGAUUACAUGAAACUUUCAAAGCCACCUUCUUCUAGUAGCUGUGUUUAUUUAAAAAAAAACAAACCCCAAAAACUUCAUGUCCAGAAAACUGCAGCAACUUCGAGAUGAGGAUACCAAUCCCUGUAUAUUGGAAUCAGAUGCUUCUCGAAAAUGCAUGGAUGACAGUAACUACAAUAAGGAUAUGUGUACUGUCCAUUUUUUAAGAUACAAAAACUGCAGAAAAUUUUGGAAUGGGAUCAUGAUCCAGAGAAGAAAGGAUGGGAUAAAACCAGCUAUGCCUACAGCAGAAGAAAGAAAAAACAUCCUGGAAUCAAGAGAAAGAAUACCGUAUUGAUAGACCAGUGCUAGUAGUUUAAGAUGUAUGGAGGUUUUACUGUAAAUAAGGUGUUCUGGAAAGAAUAUUGAAAACUGCCAUUAUAGAGUGACAAGUUGUAAAUUCUUCUAUAUACUAUUCUUCUGAAGUAUAAUUUAGGCUGUUCCCUGUACAAACUGUUUAUAUUACAACUAAAGCAGAAAUGUGAAGCUUUGGUUCUAUCAAAAUGAAGGGCUUUGUUGCAUAUAGCAGAAAUUCAUUAAUAAAUUCUGACCUUUUUAUAACCAUG
Molecule: messenger RNA, 1001 nt
Organism: Heteronotia binoei (common prickly gecko)
Lineage: Eukaryota; Metazoa; Chordata; Lepidosauria; Squamata; Gekkonidae
Gene: CHCHD7
Product: coiled-coil-helix-coiled-coil-helix domain containing 7
Exons: 5
Coding region: 476-733 (85 amino acids)
Source: RefSeq, a predicted model, not a curated record